Molecule: messenger RNA, 711 nt
Organism: Parnassius apollo (apollo)
Lineage: Eukaryota; Metazoa; Arthropoda; Insecta; Lepidoptera; Papilionidae
Source: the annotation of a GenBank genome assembly
AUGAUCGUAUUCAUUUGGAUAUUUGCCAUCUCGGUCACCACGCCCUGGGUGUUCUUCUUUGAUCUGGUGGUUGUUUUCGAAGACAGCCCACACGUACGACUCUGUGUGGACGUCUGGCCCAACCCCUUGAGCGAGAUCGUGUACUUUGUGAUUGGUAACCUCAUCUUCUGCUACAUUUUGCCAAUGGUACUGAUAACCAUGUGCUACAUUUUAAUUUGGAUCAAAGUGUGGAGACGCUCCAUCCCAACUGACACACAAGAUGCCCAAAUGGAGAGAAUGCAACAGAAAUCGAAAGUUAAAGUUGUUAAAAUGCUAGUCGCUGUUGUUAUACUUUUCGUGCUGUCCUGGUUCCCACUAUAUUUGAUCUUUGCAAGGAUAAAACUAGGCGGACCCAUUCAAAAAUGGGAGGAAGACAUGUUGCCAGUUGUAACGCCAUUAGCGCAAUGGCUUGGUGCUUCAAAUUCGUGUAUCAACCCAAUACUAUACGCUUUCUUUAACAAGAAGUACAGGAAGGGUUUCGUCGCAAUUAUUAAGAGCAGGAAAUGCUGUGGACGUCUUCGUUAUUACGAGACGAUCGCGCUGCAGUCUUCAAGUACAUCUACCAGGAAAUCAUGGCAUUAUAACAACAAUAAUCAUGCAUCGAUCACCCGCCGGUCGCCGCCCGUUGACAAGAACGCCGUAUCUUUUAUCUUCAAUCACACGGGAGUUUAA